ACCGUCUCUUGUCCCCUCUAUUUACCACCUACAAGGCCGUGUCACAACAUUUGUGCUGCACAGCUGGCUCAGCCAAUCGACUCCUUGCACAGGGUCUUCUCGCUUCCCAUUGGCUGGGGCAGUGGAUAUAAGCAAACCGGCAGCCGCUCUUUCCAAGCAGAGCGGCACACGGCGGGACAGGAGAGAGAGAGAGAGAGAGAGAGAGAUUGGCUUGGUGUGGGAACGAGUUUAGCGUAAGAAUCAGCCGACUGAGUGCCUGUUGAAUCUUCUCGCCAGCUGUCCUCCCACAAACUAGAGAGUCUCUUGGCAGCCUGAAAGCCUUCGCAGAGCAGCAGAAUGAACCAGGGUAGCGCCGAUCCAGAGCCGGAGUCCAAAGAGCCUCUUCGAUACCUCAGCAAGCUGGAGGCGGCUGCCAUCGAGACGGAGCUGCUGACUGACUACCGCUUCGGACGGCAGCAGCUCGUCGAGACUUGGGGUCACGCCUGCGCCGUCGCCGUCGCCAAAGCGUUCCCGUUGAGCUCUCUCAGUAAGAAACAGCCCACUGUCCUGGUGGUCUGUGGGCCGGAACAGAACGGAGCCAUCGGCCUGGUCUGCGCUCGUCACCUGCACAUAUUUCGCUCUUCACAUCCCCUGCAUCAGGACUUCACUGUGCAGUGUGAGAAGAUGGACAUCCCCUUCCUAUCCUACCUUCCCACAGAGGUGCAGCUCAUCAAUGAUGCCUACAACCUGGUCAUUGAUGCCAUCUUGGGACCAGAGACAGAUCUUUCCCCUGAGAAGGAGCCCUAUGGCAGCAUCUUGUUGACCCUUAAGCAGGUCAAGAUACCCAUGGCCAGUGUUGACAUACCCUCAGGGUGGGACGUGGAGGAAGCCAGUGCUGACGGCAUCAGACCAGAGGUCCUUAUUUCACUCACCGCACCCAAGAAGUGCACUGUUGCCUUCACUGGGAGACACUUCCUGGCUGGACGCUUUCUGCCCUAUGACAUCCAGAAGAAGUAUGAGCUCAACCUGCCCCAGUAUUUUGGCACAGAUUGCCUUACACAGCUGUAGCACACACCCCACACUCUUCCAUUUUACUGGUUUGUAUUCUACAGAUCAGCAUUUCUCGAUCCGGUCCUCGGGGCCCCACAGACAGUCCACAUUUUUGCUCUCUCAAGGAGAAAAUAUGUAGACUGUCUGGCAGGGAGUUUGGAGGGAGUGAAAACAUGGACCGGCUGUGGAUCCCCGAAAACCGGAUUGGGAAACACUGAUGUAGAUUGUUCCUGUACUAUUUCAGAAUCUGGAAGCUAUAUUGGAGUUUGCUUUUUAAUAAAACAUUCAUUAUAUUUAGAAGCUGGUUUGAAUGAACUUUACAAAGGUUUGCACACAUCAAAAGUAAAGUUUUCUUUUUUCUGCUUGGAAGUCAAAAUCUUUACUGCAAAGUAGUUUAAUGUUAUGUAGAAAUACUGAAAACGUUUAGAUAAACUGUAAUUUAAUCUUAUGUUACAAAUGUACAAAGUUCACCCAAAUCGCUGUUU
Molecule: messenger RNA, 1514 nt
Organism: Brienomyrus brachyistius
Lineage: Eukaryota; Metazoa; Chordata; Actinopteri; Osteoglossiformes; Mormyridae
Gene: yjefn3
Product: YjeF N-terminal domain containing 3
Exons: 6
Coding region: 337-1047 (236 amino acids)
Cellular component (GO): mitochondrion
Molecular function (GO): NAD(P)HX epimerase activity
Source: RefSeq, a predicted model, not a curated record